This is a messenger RNA of Trachemys scripta elegans, 7819 nucleotides long. It is a transcript of the gene CDH22, whose product is annotated as cadherin 22. Lineage: Eukaryota; Metazoa; Chordata; Testudines; Emydidae. Gene Ontology annotation, molecular function: calcium ion binding; cadherin binding. Gene Ontology annotation, biological process: cell morphogenesis; cell-cell junction assembly; homophilic cell-cell adhesion. The transcript is spliced from 12 exons. Gene Ontology annotation, cellular component: adherens junction; catenin complex; plasma membrane. The record is from RefSeq and is a predicted model, not a curated record. The coding region runs from base 985 to 3504 and encodes 839 amino acids.
UCUGCCGGCUCGGCACCAGGAGCCGGGCUGCGCUGGGCUCGUCCCGGGGCCCCGCCGGGUGCGGGCCAUGCCCCGUCCCCAGCCCCGCGCCGGAGCCGCCGGAGGAGCCGCCGCCCGAGGUUCCCGGAGACGUUGUCAGUUGCCCUGUGCUCACCCGAGUGAACUGGCAGAGGAUGGAGGUGACCGGCAGCAGCUUGGCGAAGGGUUUUCCUCUAGAAACUGGAGUGCAACAGCCGCGAAGAUGGAGAAUACAAAUGCCCUCAGCCUGAGCAGCCCUGCACCAGGGCCUGCCACAGCUGGAUCUGUAGCCUGAUAGCACCGGGCCUGUUUCCGGAGUGGGUGAGCACCCGUCUCGGCCACAACCGGCUGCUCCUGUUAAGAUCUCUCAUGAAACUUAAUGCAAAGGUGCUCGCUCUGCCGUCCUGCAACCUACAGGUGCAGCCUUCUCUGCCCCCACAAGGAGAGCCCUGCCACAGGCAGCAGAGCCCCCCUCUCUGCUUGCUGAAGUGUCCCCAGGGGGGGAUGUGGGGAGAGCAGAGGGGGGGAUAAAUGGUCUUUUGACCCCUGGCUCCCAAGGAACUGCAGCCACCAGUCUUCCUGCUCCGGCAUUGCUGCAGCCACCAGCCCAGCCACGGAGCAGUGCAGCCCCGGGUCGCUGGCGAAUGGGGCACGCGGGCGCUGAUGGGAAAGCACUAGUCAUCUGGCCACACAGAGUCUCUGAGAGGGCCCAGGCUGUAGCUUCUUCCAGGCAGAAAGCUUGACUGUUCUCGCCUUGCUCAGCCCGAUGCCAGGAGCCAAGGACGCUAGUCACUUGUUGCUGUCAGCAGCAUGCCUGGGGCCUGGGCAGACGUAACUCCUAGCCCACAGGCACCCUGAGGAGCCUGACUGUCUGCAGCGAGGUUUCGGCGGGGAUGGGGAAGCUGCCCCAUCCGGGCUGGUGAGCCCCACAGUGGUGGUGUCAGGCUCCUUCCUGCUCCCCAAAGGAUGUCCGCCUCCUCUCUGAAAGCCACUCUCCAUGCAGCCUCCUGGUGCACAGUGGUGAUGGCGCUGCCAGGCUUCUCAUGGACCGUACUUCUGCUACUCUGCACCCUGGAGCAGCUGGGGGCCCUGGCCAUGCACACGGAGGCCGGGUUGCCGGGCCUGGAGCAGCCAGGGGCCCUGGCUAUGUACACGGAGGCCAGGGGGCCGGGCCUGGAGCAGUCAGGGGACAGCAUGCUGCUGGCAGGUGGACGUGUGAAGCGUGGCUGGGUGUGGAACCAGUUCUUUGUGGUUGAGGAGUACACGGGCACGGAGCCGCUGUACGUGGGAAAGAUCCACUCGGACUCGGAUGAGGGGGACGGGUCCAUCAAGUACACCAUCUCCGGGGAGGGCGCAGGAACCAUCUUCCUCAUUGAUGAGGUCACAGGCGACAUCCAUGCCACCGAGCGCCUGGACCGGGAGCAGAAGACGUUCUACACGCUGCGAGCACAGGCCCGGAACCGCCAGACCAACCAGCUGCUGGAGCCUGAGUCUGAGUUCAUCAUCAAGGUGCAGGACAUCAACGACAGUGAGCCCCGUUUCCUGGAGGGGCCCUACAUUGGCAGUGUGGCCGAGCUGUCCCCCAUAGGCACGUCCGUGAUGCAGGUGAUGGCAUCAGAUGCCGAUGACCCCACGUACGGCAGCAGUGCCAGGGUGGUGUACAGUGUGCUGGAAGGAGAGCAGCACUUCACAGUGGACAGUAAAACAGGUGUGAUCCGGACGGCAGUGGCCAAUCUGGACAGAGAAACUCAGGACCGGUAUGAAGUGGUGAUCCGAGCCACGGACAUGGCAGGGCAGCUGGGUGGCCUGUCUGGAUCCACCACGGUCACAAUUGUGAUCACAGAUGUCAACGACAGCCCUCCACGAUUCCCACAGAAGAUGUACCAGUUCAGCGUUGUGGAGACUGCCCUUGUGGGCACUGCGAUCGGGAGAGUGAAGGCGGAGGACUCGGAUGUGGGGGAGAACACAGACAUGACGUACCAGAUCAAAGAUGAGGAGGGGGUGCAGAUGUUUAAAGUCACCACAGACAGCAACACCCAGGAGGCGAUCAUCACCGUGCAGAAGCCCCUUGACUACGAGGCCAAGAUGGUUCACACUGUGGUGGUGGAGGCUCUGAACAAGUUUGUGGACCCAAGGUUUGUGGAUCUGGGCACGUUCCGAGACCAAACCAUUGUGCGGGUCUCUGUGCUGGACGUGGAUGAGCCCCCGGAGUUCCGGCCCCCCUCCGACCUGAUAGAAGUCCAGGAGGAUGCCUAUGUUGGCUCUGUGGUGGGAGUGGUCACCGCCCUGGACCCCGAUGCUGCAAACAACCCUGUCCGAUACGCCAUCGAUCGCAACACUGACCUGGAGAGGAUCUUUGACAUUGAUGCAAACACAGGCGCCAUUGUGACAGGCAAAGUCCUGGAUCGGGAGACAGCAGGGUGGCACAACAUCACGGUCCUGGCAAUGGAAGCAGACAAUCAUUCCCAGGUGUCUAGAGCAUCUCUGCGUAUCCGAAUCCUGGAUGUGAACGACAACCCACCCGAGCUGGCCACUCCAUACGAGGCUGCGGUAUGUGAAGAUGCCAAGCCCGGCCAGCUAAUUCAGACAAUAAGUGUCGUGGAUCGUGAUGAGCCUCAGAGUGGCCAUCGCUUCUACUUCACACUGGCCCCGGAAGCCACUGACAACCACCACUUUUCUCUGCUGGAUAUCCAGGACAACACGGCCGCGGUGCACACGCGGAGAGUGGGCUUUAACCGCCAGGAGCAGGACAUUUACUUCCUUCCCAUUCUGGUGGUGGACAGUGGGCCUCCCGCCCUGAGCAGCACGGGGACUCUGACCAUCCGGGUGUGUGGUUGUGACAGCACAGGGGCCAUCCAGUCCUGUAACAGCACAGCCUACGUCAUGUCUGCAACGCUGAGCCCCGGCGCUCUCAUCGCACUCUUGGUUUGCAUCCUCAUCCUGAUCGUGCUGGUUCUCCUAAUCCUCACUCUGAAGCGACACCACAAGAGCCAUCUGACGUCAGAGGAGGAUGAGGACAUGAGGGACAAUGUCAUCAAGUACAACGAUGAGGGAGGUGGGGAGCAGGACACCGAGGCCUACGACAUGUCAGCCCUCCGCAGCCUCUAUGACUUCAGUGAGCUCAAAGGCAGCGACGGCGGGGGAGGGCCGGGAGACGGGGGCAUGAUUAGUAACUUGCCCUCUGAGCUCCAUGCCCUCCCACAGUGGUUCCAGAACCCAGACCUGGACUUCUCCAUGUUCAGAGACUACAUCAGCAGGAAGGUGGAUCAGGCGGACGAGGAUCUGUCUGUCCCACCAUACGACUCGUUCCAAACCUACGCCUUCGAGGGCUCAGACUCCCCUGUCCCGUCCUUGAGCUCCAUCAACACCUGGUCCACCAGCUCAGAACAGGACUUCUCCUAUCUGAGCAGCUGGGGGCCGCGCUUCCGGCAGCUGGCGGCGCUCUACGCCGGGCAUAAAGGUGAGGAGGAGAGCGAAGAAUCCUAGCCACAAUUAACCAAAAACCCACAACGAGACGGAGAGAAUGAUUUCCGAACUUGGGGAUUCUCCAGGCUUCCCAUGUCUUCGAGGGCUGCUGUGGAAGCAAGCUCAGGUCAAACAAUAAGGACAAUAUGUCAUCCAGAUAGCAGAGUCCCUCCACUACGCACCCUGGCAUGGAAGGAGAGACAUCAAGGACCAUUUUGGACAGGGCGAGUGAUGGCUUUAUGAUGUGCUCUUCGUUAGCCGCCUCUUAUUAGAGGCUCUGUAGCACACACAUAGCGAGGCUGAAGUGCCCAAAGGAGCUGUUGUUACCAUCCUAAUCGCUUUCAUAGCAAUCUCCAUUAAAGCACUCCAUGUUAAUUUAAGAAAGACAAAAUCUAAUUCAAGAAAAUUCGGAUGGGAUUUCCCCCCCCCCCAAAUUAUCAUUUAAAUCGAUCUGUUCAAUGAGCCCGGUUAAGGAGAGGAAGAAAGAAAGAGGAGCCUUUUGUUGUCUAAAUUGUUUUUGUCACUUGAUUCAGAGCAUUUGAUGUGCUUUGAUUUUUUUAAGAGCUUUCCUUGCAGAGUGAAACAAGCUUUUAACUUUUGUUCUGUUUUUCUCCCCCUUAUAUUUACUGAUUUUUCUAAGUCUCUUUCUUCUUUCCUUGUAUUUCAGUUCCUCUAGUUGUGGCGAGCUGGUGUUUCUGUGCAGGAUCCCAGCUGCUUACAAUCAGUGGAGCAGUUUACAUUUGCUGCAUUUUGAAGGUCCUGGGUGCUAGUUCCUAGGUCAGGUCCUUUAAAGAGAGGUUUUUACACUAGGGUCAAACAUACUUUGCUUCCGAACUGGGGUUGGGUUUCACCUCACGGUUUUUAUUAGAAUUUUCCUGUCCAUUUUUGCCAUGUAUCACAGAUAUUUAUGUUUAUGCCAACAUCUACCCCUCCUGCUUAAUCCACAGGGAAGUCAUUGUUCUGAGGUUCUGGCAUCCCAAUGAUCCCCAUGGCAACAAACUGUGAUAUCACUAAUACGGGAUUAUGACUGUGGCUGGACUGUGGGCAGUGAUGCUGAAAUGUGAAGGAGGAAGCUCUCUGAGCCCAUGUCAUAGAGGUAACAGUAGAGGGAAUGCAGCGCAUCCCUAAAGGACAGCGCUUUCUGUGGGAAGUUCUCAGCCAGCCCCAGGGCCUGAGGUCUCAGGUUCGUAUGGGUUGCAGUGGACGCUCUCCCAGGCACAGCACUUCAGCCAGCCUGCUGCAGCCUCCCCAAACGAGGUAGCCUGGACGGCUGAGAAGUGAGUGAGCCUCUUGGGCCUAUUCAGUUCUUGAGCCACAUUCUGCAACCAACAAGAGUGGCAAGUAGUGCCAGCUGCGUUUGUGGGUGUGAGGGGGAUGCGCUUUCCAACAGGCACAGGCCUGACAACACGAACAACUCACUUCACCUCAGCCACUGAAUAUCGGUCAGUCGAUCACAGCCUUCGAUGACAAGUCCACCCCAGCUCUGGGAGCAGGCCUUGUGGAGGUGCCAGACACCACGCACCAUCAGCAGAGCCAAGCCAUGCAAUCCCCGUAACCCAACUUAUUUAUUUAUUUAUUUAUUUAUUUAUGUUUGCAAGUUUGCCCUAGAGUGAAAGUCCCUUCAGGUUUCCACAGAAACUGCUGGCAGAAGAGUUCUGUUUAUAUUUCAGGGCGAGCAGGGGGCUCUAGGAAAAAUUACCAGAGAGUGUGAGCCAUCGGUCCCCCAAAGGAGUGGUCAAAUACAAGCACAAUGUAGAACCAGGAAACAUAGUACGGUUAAUUUGGAGCUGCCUGGCAAAGAGCAGUGCUGGAGGGUGAGAACUGGGGUCAAUGAGGUGGGAAAGCACAGGCUGCCCGAAUGCCGGGGUCCACAAAAUGGCAUUUGAGGGACAUGCUGAGGAUCGCAGGGACAUCUUCAGAUCAGUGAAAUCCCAGCUAACGUUUUGGAGUCCUGUUCAGCAGGGCACACGAGCAGCUUCUUGUGUAGCUCGGCUACAGCAGCUUACCUGCUGAUAUGGGAAAAAUCAAUGUCGUAAUUGAUACAUAACUGAUAAGGGGCUUGUCAUAGUCAUUGGGUUUGUCCCCUUAGCCUAGCCACAGUCAGUGUUUUCUAUCCUAGUUGCCAAUUCCUUGGAGACUGUGUUUGAAUAUAAAUGUACGUGCAUGUUCAUUUUAUAUUGUGGUCUGUUUUCCAGCAGUUUGUAUUGCCCUGAGCUGCAGAGAAAGCCCCAUGGUGUGGUAUGGAGGGGGCUAGAAGGACAUGUUAGAAAAAUAAUAGUCUCUGCCUGUUGUUCCUGCAACAACAGGUUCCCCCUCCCCUGCUGCAGCCACUCAAGGCUCACAUGCUGUUGAGCAUCUGAGUCCCCAACUCAGGUGUUUUUUGGGAGACUCUCCCAAGCCAGCCAGAAUUCAGCAUUUAAACUUUGAACAAGCAGAGUUGCUCAUCUCUCUGGGUCUCAGUAUGGCUGCAAAGGCUGGGGGAGCUGCCCCUAUCUUGGUAUCUGUGCAAGUCUCUCAUGUCCCGGAUGCCACACGUUGUCUGUUAGUCCUUUACUGUGAUUUUUCCCACUGAUUUUAGAGAAGCAACCAGAUAAAUGGCCUAUUUCGUUUACCAGGCAGUCAGACAGGCUUUACUCGGGUAGCUGUUCCUCCCACCCCCAAAGCAUUGUCUUUGAGCAUGCUCAGUCACUCCUAGACAAUGCCACCAAUUCAGGAGUAAGAGAAUGGAGAAAGGCCUCUCUUUCCUCAGGAACUUUUUUGUGUUUUCCCUCUGGGACAAUGAACCACUCUGCCCAAUCCCCUGCUGAACUGGCCUUUGCUUUAGGAAGGGCCUCAUGCAAUUGCCAGGGAUUGUCUAGCAGAGGAUGCAGUCUUACAGGGUAUGUAUUCUGAAUUACCAAACUGGCUUCCAAUUGUGCAUCCUGCACCAGCCAACCCCUCCCCAAAACACAAAACCUCUUCUGCAUUUUUAUUUUUAAUUCCAUCUGUAAAUGCAAUGGUCUGGAGCAGCCCAGCUCAGCUCCUGUCUGGGAUCGGGUUGCAGAGGUGCCCAGGCAACACCGCUGGCUUCACUCCCACACCACACUGUGCUCAUGAGCACCCCCUACAGGAAGGAGCUGGCAGACUCUUUGGGUGUUUGAUGGCGUCACUUUGCUUUUUUCCCUCUAUCCAAACAAAAUCAGGAGGUUGAUUUUCUCAUCCUUGUUAUUUUGUCAAGGUCUUUUUAGGACCUGGAAAUAAAUUAUUUCCUUGUCAUCUAGCCCAAGUCUGAUUUAGUUUAUCUUGUUUCGUUUCCUUUUCUUGUAUGGUAUCUUUAAUGUGGUCUUAGUAAACGACAGCUCGCCAAGGGGAACAUUUCUCCCAGCAAGCAGGAGAGGAAUCCUGUUAUGCAAACUAUGGACACACCAGGCCCAGGCCAUGCCCCAGCAGAGAGCAGUCUGCAGACUCAGUUUGCUCUCUGUACAGAUUCCCAGCGACAGGCCAUUGCUUGACUGGAUAUUUCCAGCUUUUUAUUAAAAUGCUCCUCAGAAAAAGCUUCUCCCAGAAAAAGGUCGAGUGAUGAUGAUAAAAUGGGCCUGUCUCACUCCAGCUCUUCGGGAGCAGGAAGCCCUGUUGCGUUGGAGUGACAGCAGGUAUUCAGCGUGUGUUGUGAAUAGUCUGUAGCGCACGUCUGUCGGGCACUGCUCCACAGGAGCCACUGUGACACCAGGAGACGAUGAAUGGUCUGUUGCUUCAUGGAGGGCAUUUCCACCGGGCCGCCGGCUUGUCCUUGGAGUAAUUUAUUCCUUCACUUUUUGAGCCUCAGAGACAAAUGUGCAUAUUUGUACUUCUGACCUGGCUGUGGGCACAAGCCAGCAAUUGAGUGCACAGGGACUUGAUUUCCACCUGCAGUUCGUUUUGUGAGUGCACACAAGGGGGCCCACAUUUUGAAGUUGCCAAUUGUGCCUGCAGUGGAGCAUGUGGACCAUUUCCCCUCUGUUCUGUGUACUGUACUGUGCCUCCUUUGCUGGCCUGGCCAUGUGCAUGAGCCACUUUGGGGGUGAAACGUGCCAGUAGGUACUAGGUAGUAUUACUACGUUGCACCCGAGGCGUUGGAGCAGGAUGGAUCUGUGCAGCCAUGGAGAUGCAUGUAUCAUUGUCACCAUCAGACCUUAGUGGAUGAGCUGCCCAGGUGCCAUCCAGAGGUGACUUGGUUUGGAAAGUUUGAGCAAAACCCUUCUGCUGUGCCUGAGCAAUGAGAGGGUGUGGAACUGAAGCACCUCGCUGUGUCUGCCGCCACAGGCUCCUGCCCCCUCGCUGGCACUUGGCAUGAAAAAACAGUGUUUUUUAUAAAAAU